AUGCAUGACAAAAAAAGGCGCACCAGGAACCAUGGUGCAUUCAAUCGAAGAAAAUUGAAGGACCUUGUGGAUGUAAGUGUAGGCAUAGGGGUUGAAUUAAAACCACCCACCAAAGCUGCCAACGUAAAGCCAUCAGCAAAAAAGAAACCACCAGUUGAUAUACCAAUACCGACAGUAAAAGUUAACAUACCGCCGGCAAAAGUUGACAUACCACCGGUAAAAGUUAAAAUACCACCGGUAAAAGUUAAAAUACCACCGGCAAAAGUUAAAAUACCACCGGCAAAAGUUAACAUACCUCCAGCAAAAGUUAACAUACCGCCGGCAAAAGUUAACAUAAAACCAAGCCUAAAAACACCAAUUGGCACGGGUCUGCCAAAAAAGCAAAAGUUACCAAAACUACCGAUUAAUACAGACUAUCCACUUAUCACGAAGCUACCGAAACAUUUAUCGCUUAUCACGAAGCUACCAAAAUCACAAAUUGGAACAGGCUUACCACUUAUCACAAAGUUAUCAGGACUGAUAACUGACACUAACAGUAAUUCAACUAAUAAUCCUGUUACCUCACCCACUGUCAGCAGUAAUUCAAAUAUCACUCCUGUUACCUCAUCCACUGUUGGCAGUAAUUCAACCAAUAAUCCUGUUACCUCACCUACUUUCAGCAAUAAUCCAAAUAUCACUCCUGUUACCUCAUCCACUGUCGGCAGUAAUUCAACCAAUAACCCUGUUACCUCACCCACUGUCGGCACUGUCGGCAGUAGUUCAAUUACUAAUAUUGUUAUCUCGCCCACACUUUACAAUCCUUCCCCAACCACUGAUGGCAAAGAUUUAAUCGUAGCCACAUCAAAUUCUGAUCAAACAUCAACAACUUCACCUACUAUAACUAAUGUUAUUGCACUGCCCAUUGGAAGUGCCAACUCACCAAUGACCGAUGGUUAUAGAAAGAAUGAAGGUGGUCAUGAAACUAACACCCAUGGAAUAGAACCAUAUUUGCCGUUUCCAACAUUAUCAACAAACCCUAGAUAUAUAAGCCCUUAUGAUUCAAGGUCUCCGUAUUUUAUCCCCGCCAUAACAGGAACCAUAGUAUCCAUCAUAUUAAUCAUAUCGAUUAUAUUUAUCGUGAUAAAGAAAACAGUAUUUGUAAAAGGAAAUUAUGACAACCGAGAUAAACAGAGAAGCUUUAAACGAUUAGAUGAUACAGAGAGUGUACUUAAUGGUGGACUGCCAACGACACGAAAUAGUCAGUUUGGAACUAUUGAAAAUUUGAAUGGCGUUUCUGUAGAUCUGGAAUCUUCAAUGAACACUGGAAGUGAAGUUGAAAUUAAAUCAAUGAAUACAAUAGAUUGGAAUGAAUGUAUGGAGUAA
Molecule: messenger RNA, 1362 nt
Organism: Acaulospora morrowiae
Lineage: Eukaryota; Fungi; Glomeromycota; Glomeromycetes; Diversisporales; Acaulosporaceae
Source: the annotation of a GenBank genome assembly